AUGUCGAAAACAGAUAAUAUUAAACUGUUUACAGAAAUUCUAGGCAAGUGUGAAUACGAUAAACAAGACGAUAAUAUCAAAAAGCAACUACAACAAUUAAUAACUUCAUUGCUAAAAACUGCACAAGAAAACUGUGUUCAAUAUCUGAUUCAAUUCAAAGAAGAAAAGAAAAAGACUUUGUCGAAAGAGGAACUGAAGAAAGAAGCAAGAUCAUUAAUGCACAAACAAUUAAAACUAUUAUUAAUAAAUCAAGAAUUUUUAAAUUCAUGCCGCAGUAUUAUUAAUUCCAAAAAUGAAAUAGCAAGAAAAAACUCUUUGAUUAUACAAAAUAAUAACACUGAACAUUCAAAAAUAAACAUAAUUCCAUUAACAGAGAGCAAAAUAGUAAAAAAUCCAAAAAAAUCGAAAAAAGAAAUAAAAAAUAAAAUUGAAAGGAAAUUGCAGUCAAAAGAGGGUGAUCAGUUACAAAUUAAUGAAAAAUGCAUAGAAAAUACUAUCCCAAAAUUUAAUGCAGUUCAACAUGAUCAAUUAAAACCAAUUUAUAGUGCUAUUACUGAAGCAAUGAAUUCAACAAAUGCAUGUAAUGGAGCACCAUUUACAACUCAAUCGUAUACAUCCUGUAAUCUUUCAACGACCAUUAAGACUAAUUUACUGGGUAGUAACCCAAACAGUUUAAAGUCUUCUAAAUCGACCAAAUCUUUAUCACCAAUCAAAAACGAACGAAAUACAUCACUAAAAACUGUGAGUGGAAAAGAUAGUAAAAAAUCAAUAAUUUCCAUUCCAGUUGAAGUAUCAAUAAAUCUACAAGGAGCAAGUUUAAUACGAUUUUCAAAAAUAAAAGAAUCAGUUGAAAUUGCUAUACGCCAGCGAAAAACAUUUAUGAUAUGUAGCUAUGGAAUACCAAGACGAUUUUUAACGAAUCGUGGUUGGGUCGAAAAAAUAAUAACUAGUAAAAACUCACAAGAAAUUGUAAUCAAUGCAGAAAAAAAAACUUUGAUACAAUUGUUCAAUUUAAUUGAUGAUCCAAACCAUGGAUAUUUAUAUAAUAGAAUGUUAAAAUCAAAACUAUUAGGGAAUAAUCCUUGCGAUUUAAUUUGGGAUCCAAAACCACCUAUGUACAAUUUAAUAAAAAGUAUGAAAAAGCCCGUAUAUGUGAAUCAUUUUAGAAAACGUGGCCAAUACGACUUUUGUUCAAAAAUUGGUUUAUGUCGCCAUAUGCGCAAUUUAAAAUGGAAUUAUCGACCUGGUUUUGCCGAUGUUUAUUUUCCACGUACAUACAUCUUUUCCGAUAAUGAAAUGAAUGAUUUUAUAUAUGAUUUCCGUAUUACGGCAUGUAUGGCAUUACUUAAAUGGACAGUAAGUCGAUCGAAAUUAAAUAAAGCAAUUGUUACAAGAGAUGGUAAAGUACCAAUUGAUGCAUUUUUCUUUGCCAUCUUACAAUGCAUUGGAUAUAUUAAACAUUGCAAAGAUUGUGAAUUUCGAAUAUCGUAUUCUGCCCAAACUUGGAAUAAUUUCAUUGAUCAUUACUACCAAUGCGUAUAUAAAGAUGAAAAUUUUUAUAGUGCAGAAGUUGAUGAUGUUGCGGAUAUGAUUACGCAAGCUACAGAAGUAUUAGCACGCAUUCGUGUUCAUCGUCCGGAAAUAAAUUUUGAAGGAAAUUAUAAUGUAUGGAUAUUAAAACCGGAUCAACAUUCACGUGGUCAAGGAAUUCAUGUGUGCCGAAAAUUGAGUCAAAUUAAAGAAUUGGUUAAUAAAAAUUCACAUUUGCGUUAUUUGGUUCAAAAGUAUAUAGAAAAUCCGCUAAUUAUUUAUAAUACCAAGUUUGACAUUCGACAAUGGUUUUUAAUUUCAUCAACAACUCCAUUGACUGUGUGGAUUUAUGAAGAAUGUUAUUUAAGAUUCAGUUCACAGCAAUAUGACUUGACAAAAUGUCACGAAUCCAUACAUUUAACGAAUAAUUCAGUACAAUGUCGUUACAAAAAUAACACUGGGCGUGAUAAAAAUUUACCACGGGACAAUAUGUGGGACUCUAUUAAAUUUGAUACAUAUUUGAAAUCAAUUGGUCACCCAGAAGCUUGGAAAAAUAUAAUUUACCCUAAAAUGAAACAAGCGAUUAUGGCUGUUAUAUUAUCAGCGAAAGAUGACAUGGAAAAAAGAGAGUAUUCUUUUGAAUUAUAUGGUGCUGACUUUAUGAUAACAUCGGAUUUUCAACCGUGGCUAAUAGAAGUUAAUUCUCACCCAGCGAUGAGUCCAUCCACAUCAGUUACCGCUAGAAUGUGCCCAGAAGUGAUUGAUAAUGUUCUGAACGUUGUGUUAGGUAAAAAUGAUGCAAAUAGCAAAUGCAAAUUUGAAUUAAUAUAUAAAGAAGAAGAAGAGAAAGAAAAUGAAAUAAAAUCCCCGGAUGAUUUAUAUGUUUAUGGUACACCGUUACCAGUAAAAUAUUAUACUUUAAUUGACGAAGCAAUUAAAACACGUACUUCUUCAAUUAUUCAGAAAACUGACAGUAAUGAUUCAUUAACGUUAACAGAUAAUACAAAUAGGAAAAAUUCAGCAUUCUACAAAAAUAAUUUUACAUUUGAAUCUUUACCAAACGCAAUGGAAAAACAAGAAUUAAUUACAAUGAGUUCUAUACAUUUACCGAACAAUAGUGGUGACCCCAUUACAUCAAUCGAUGAUCAAAUUGAAAUAACGAGAAAAAUUGUACAUAUGCGAUCGAUAUUAACUUAUUUAAUGAAGUUGUUAAAUCGUGAACGUUUAAAACGUUCUAUUGAAGAUAAAUCACAAAACAAUACACAAUUUGCACCUAUUAUUAAUGAGCAAGAUAUUGAAAAUACAAUUGAAGAUAUACAAAACACAAUUGAAUCAUUGACAAAAGGAAGAUUAUUAUCAAAUGUGAGUUCGAUAAAGCCACCUGAUUAUUUAAAUGAUGAAAAUAAGCUGUUAACAAAUAAAUCACUUCUUUCACCAAAAACUUUGACGAAUAUAAUUACAAUUUUGACUAUUUAA
Messenger RNA from Chrysoperla carnea, 3006 nucleotides. Its product is annotated as tubulin monoglycylase TTLL3-like. The record is from RefSeq and is a predicted model, not a curated record. Lineage: Eukaryota; Metazoa; Arthropoda; Insecta; Neuroptera; Chrysopidae. Gene Ontology annotation, molecular function: ATP binding; protein-glycine ligase activity, initiating; metal ion binding. Gene Ontology annotation, cellular component: cilium. Bases 1 to 3006 code for a protein of 1001 amino acids. The transcript is spliced from 5 exons. Gene Ontology annotation, biological process: cilium assembly; protein polyglycylation; cilium movement.